AUGUCACCAUAUGUCCCUGCAGCCGACAGGGGUGCUCGCCAGCAUGUAGAUGACGCCGAAGACUUGGGCAUCAACAACACGUGGGCUCGUCGUAUGUUGACGCGCCUGGCUCUCAAGACGACGGCGCAUUUCUACCGACCGCAGGCCCUGUGCGUGCCCAUCUCUCGGAAUCUCAUCGUCAAGCGAGGCGAAAGAUUUCAUCUUACCGAAGCAGCGACUAUGGAAUUCGUCGCCGCCCAAACCUCGCUUCCAGUACCAAAGGUCCAUUGUGCGUUUGUACACAAGGGCAUCACAUACAUUGUUAUGGAACGAAUCAAAGGAGAGGUUAUUGCUAGAAGUAUCAGGUCUCUCCCCAAAGAGGCGCUUGGGAAGCUGCUGGGACAACUACGGACCCUGCUGGAUGAGAUGAGAUCUUUAGAACCUCCGCCUCCAGGCACUGCUGUUGAGAGCUGCGUUGGAGGUUCACUUUGUGACACCCGUAUUCCUCGAUCCAAGCCUCGUUUUGGCCCAUUUGAAACAAUGGAGGAUUUUCAUUUAUGGUUACGGGAUGGUACGAAACUAGAAGAUCUAGAUAAUCGUGAGCAAACAGAUGGAGUAAGAGACGUCAGACGUAUGAUCACGCUCCAAGACUUGCCCCGAGUAAAGACUUGCUUCACACAUGGAGAUCUUAAUUCAUGCAACAUCCUGGUUCGUGAUGGCAAAGUCGCUGGGAUCAUUGACUGGGAAUUCGCCGGAUGGUAUCCUGACUAUUGGGAAUAUACGUCGGCUUGGUGCGGUAAUAUUAUUCGGCAAGACUGGCAAGAGUUGAUCCCUCAGUUUCUGGAUACGUUUCCAUAG
Molecule: messenger RNA, 837 nt
Organism: Clonostachys solani
Lineage: Eukaryota; Fungi; Ascomycota; Sordariomycetes; Hypocreales; Bionectriaceae
Source: the annotation of a GenBank genome assembly